Molecule: messenger RNA, 1806 nt
Organism: Cryptomeria japonica (Japanese cedar)
Lineage: Eukaryota; Viridiplantae; Streptophyta; Pinopsida; Cupressales; Cupressaceae
Product: protein NODULATION SIGNALING PATHWAY 2-like
Exons: 3
Coding region: 1-1806 (601 amino acids)
Biological process (GO): regulation of DNA-templated transcription
Cellular component (GO): nucleus
Molecular function (GO): DNA-binding transcription factor activity; sequence-specific DNA binding
Source: RefSeq, a predicted model, not a curated record
AUGGAAGAUUGCAUUUUCCUCGAUGAAUUCAACUGGGAUGCUAUUCUGGAGGAGUUUGAUGCAACUCAACAGGAUCAAGACCUUUUGUGUGAUUUCAUGCUCGAGAGUGAUGAUCAGGAGAUUAUCAAUACAGCGAUAGAAGAGCAGAUAAAUCAUCAGGAGCACUUCAGUUGCUCUGAGAAGAUGAAUGAUCAGGAGCACUUCAGUUGCUCGGAGGAGAUGAAUGAUCAGGAGCACUUCAGUUGCUCUGAACAUGAAAUUAUGGGAUCCUUGAAUUGCUCAAGCGAAAACGAGUACAAAGGAUUGAGAGUUUUACAUCUUUUACUUGCAUGUGCCGAGGGAAUUUCUGAGGGAACCUCUGAUGUUGUUGAGAUUACUCUUUGCAGGUUGAGAGAACUGGUUGCUCCCACUGGUUCUGUCCUUGAGAGGGUGGCUUUUUACUUAUAUAAUAGCCUUAUUCAGAGGAUUAGCCCUGUGGGUCAAAUGGAAAUGGACUUGUUGAGUCUAAGGAGAUCAGAGCAUUUUAUGGGAGCUUUUAGUUUGCUUCACCAAGGAUACCCUUAUACCAGAAUGGCCCAUUUCACUGCAAAUCAAAGCAUAAUGGAGGCUGUGAAGGCUGCGAGCCAUGAUAGAAACAGCAAGAAAAGAAUCCAUAUUGUCGAUUUUGAUAUUAUGGAGGGCAUGCAAUGGCCGCCUCUAAUGGAAGCCAUGAUUGCUAACAAGAUUGCAGUUGGGCACUUGAAAAUUACUGCAAUCAAGUGGGAGGAGGAUGAAUUGAUGGGAAAGCAUACAGGAAGAAGGUUGUGUGAGUAUGCAGAAUCCCUUGGGAUUCCUUUUACUUUCCACGAAAACGAAUUGAAGGAUUUGAACAACAUUUAUUUAGAGGAGGAGGAGAUCGUAAUGGCGAACUGCAUGAGCGAGCUUCCACAUAUGUCGACGCAAAGGAGCAAAGCGAAGGUCUCAGAAUUCAUUCAUGGCGUCAGUUGUCUCCGUCCUGCUAUUCUAACUGUGGGAGUGGGAGCUUCAUUUGAAUGUGAAAGCAACUUCUUUUUCAGCCGUUUUGUUCAGUGCCUGCAAUACUCUUGCGCCAUGUUAGACUCUUUGGAAGCGGAAGUCGCAGAACAUCCACUUGCAAGAGCAGUGAUAGAGAGAAUUUUCAUCGCGCCAAUGAUAAUGCGUACGUUGGCGUGCCAAGAGAAAGGAUCGAACGUGGCUGAUAUUGCAUUUCACGCUGGUUUUAAAGUUGGUGCUGUAAGUGAGGAGAAUAGAAUCCAAGCCAGGGCAUUGAUUUCUCGUCAAGCAGGAAAAUGCUAUGGAUUAGAAGGGCGGGGAGAUGGCGGGCUCUGUCUGACAUGGGCUUCAAUUCCUUUGUUGUGUGUUUAUGUCUGGAAUACACCUUCCCCAGGUCUGCAAGGAGUAAACAAGAUCGGAUGCCCAAGUUAUGCCCGAUUUUGUAAAAACAGCUUCAAAAAGAACCCAGAUGGGCCCCUAAGUCCUCAAGGGCUUAAAAAAAAUCAGCCCCUGGUCCUCUGGGUGACCAAGGGUGGGCGCAGGAGGCAGCGACGCGGGGGCGGCGCGCUGGCUGCGGGCGGGCGGCGCUCGGGUGGGGGUUCUCGACGGGCGGCGCGGCGGGCGGCAGGCGGCGCGGGGGCGGUUGACCGCCGGCGGCGGUGGCCGCCGGGCUGUUUAAUGGAGGCGACAGAGGAAGGCCAAAGGGGAAGGGGUGUCGAGAAAAGGAGAGCCGCAGAUAUUAAGGGAGGCGGCGGUGGCGGCGACGCUGAGGAGGCCACCCAUAGUGGCGGCUGA